UGAAAAAACAACAACAACUAUGUUAUUAAAAGUUCUAUCUUUUGUGAUAUUUCUCAUCGGAAAUGCUUCUAUCUAUGGCUCUCCAGUAGCCCAAUCAUCAGACGUGACUCCUCACAUCGUGGGUGGUGUUGAAGCUCCUGAAGGCUCAGCCAAGCACAUGGUAGCGCUCGUGAUCGGAGAUAUCAUCAGCAGUUUUACCUGCGGAGGGUCUAUCAUCACCAAAAGACAUGUGCUCACCGCAGCUCAUUGUAUCCAACCAUAUUCUAUAUGGCAAGGAUUACUACCCACAUACAGAGGAGUCUCAGGAUCAAACAACUGGAAUGCGUCUAACUAUGAAAUAAAGUUUGAGAACUACAUAAUCCACCCGAAGUUCAACAUCGCCACCAUUAAGUUUGACAUCGGCGUCCUGAUAACUGUCCAAGAUAUUAUAUUUAAUAAGCGCGUGGAACCAAUUUCAUUAAAUUUUGGUUGGGUUCCGGGAAGACGGCCUACUUACAUUACUGGGUGGGGUCUUUUGUAUGUGAAUGGAAAACUGCCGGACAGACUACAACUGCUGCACGUGAACACAAUCAGUCCCCUCCAGUGCAUCCUCAGAGUGAGGCUGGCUUCCAUCAUACUCGGCGGGUACGCACCACCCGUGGAGCCAGAGAUUGAGAUCUGCACCCUGCACUCUGUAGGACACGGAAUUUGCUUCGGUGACUCGGGCAGCGCCGUGGUAUCGUCAGACACGCGGCAACAGAUCGGCGUGGUGUCCUGGGUGUUCCCGUGCGGGCUGGGCGCUCCCGACGUGCACGUCAGGGUUAGCGGCUUCCAUGACUUCUUGAUGCCCAUCAUGAUACCUUACUUAUAGAUGAACAUUGAAUAUAAGUUAGAUUAAGUUUAAAAAAUUGUUACUUACCUACGCUGUUGAAUAAACCAUAUAAUUUAUUUUUUAUG
Leptidea sinapis is the source of this 936-nucleotide messenger RNA. RefSeq names its product chymotrypsin-2-like. The transcript has 5 exons. Gene Ontology annotation, biological process: proteolysis. The record is from RefSeq and is a predicted model, not a curated record. Gene Ontology annotation, molecular function: serine-type endopeptidase activity. Lineage: Eukaryota; Metazoa; Arthropoda; Insecta; Lepidoptera; Pieridae. Bases 20 to 850 code for a protein of 276 amino acids.